CUGCGCAUGCGUCACGCCGCAGACUGCCAGCCCGGCGUGAGUCGAGGAGGAAGCGCAGCUUGUUCGGCCUCCUUUGCUUCCGUCCCUGACCGAGAACUAACGUCCACCUGCCGUAUUCUCUCAUCAGCGGUACGGGAAACCGCACAGAAGUGCUUGCUCGUGUGUUUUUGGAGUGUUUCAGUACAAUGCCUCCGUGGAGUCUGACGGAAGGAGAGAGCAGCUGAAGACGAACCUCGAACACUGAGACGGACUGCGCGAGGACUCGAGCUGUCCCACUAUGGAGCUCAGUAGAUUGGUGCCUUUCUGGAUUGUAUGUGUAUGCUUCUUCUUGGAAUGUCGUUCUGUCAAAUCCAAUCUCGUAAGCCCAGACCCCUUACCAUUGGACAACGGUGUCUCAGAGCUUUGCCGCAUUGAUGAGCUGCUCUGCCAGGAUGAGAACGCCAUCCUCAGUUUUGAGGCCAUCCGCAGCAUUCACAAGCAAAUGGACGACGAUGCCAAUGGGAAUGUGGAUGUUUUGGAAACCGAUGGGUUUUUAAGAGAGGACCUCAACUACCAUGACCCCAAAGCCAAGCACAACACUUUCCACGGUGACGACCAGCUCAUAAGCGUGGAGGACCUGUGGAAUGCCUGGAAGAGUUCAAAAGUGUACAACUGGACAGUGGAUGAGGUUGUGGAUUGGCUUAUUGACUACCUGGAGCUGCCACAAUAUGCAGAUGCCUUCCGGAAGUUGAAUUUCAAUGGUACAUCCAUGCCUCGAUUGGCAGUGAAGAACGUUACUCUGACACAGACCGUCCUGAAGAUUCUGGACCGGAGUCACUUUCAGAAACUACAGCUCAAGGCUCUGGACACGGUUCUGUUCGGAGCUCCUAUGAUGAACAGACAUAACCAUCUGAAGGACUUCAUGCUGGUAGUAUCAAUAGUCAUCGGACUGGGAGGCUGCUGGUUCGCUUACAUCCAAAACCGGCACUCUAAAGACCACAUGAAGAAGAUGAUGAUAGACCUGGAGAGCCUCCAGCGGGCAGAGCAGAGCCUUCAUGACCUACAGCAGAAACUGCAGAUAGCUCAGGAGGAACACCGUUCAGUGGAGGUGGAGAAGGUAAACCUGGAGCAGAAGCUGAGGGAUGAGAUCAAUACUGCCAAACAAGAAGCGCAGAGACUGAAGGGGCUCCGAGAGGGAACUGAGAACGAGCUGAGCCGACAGAAAUAUGCAGAGGAGGAGUUGGACCAGGUGCGAAUGGCCUUGAGGAAGGCAGAGAAGGAGCUGGAGUCUCGCAGUAGCUGGUCUCCUCCUAAUGCCCUGCAGAAAUGGCUGCAGCUCACUCAUGAGGUGGAGGUGCAGUACUACAACAUCAAAAAACAGAACGCAGAGAGACAGCUGCAGGUGGCCAAAGAGGGGGCAGAAAAGAUUAAGAAGAAGAGAAAUACUUUAUUUGGUACGUUCCAUGUGGCACAUAGUUCUUCACUGGAUGACGUGGAUCACAAAAUACUUACAGCCAAGCAAGCUCUGGGUGAGGUAACCGCAGCUCUGAGAGAGAGACUCCAUCGUUGGCAGCAGAUUGAGAUCUUAACAGGCUUCUCGCUGGUCAAUAACCCAGGCCUGCCUUCUCUGGCCUCUUCUCUCAACCUGGACCCCAGCUUCAUGGGCGGCCGCGGCACACCCCAGCACUUCAUGUCUGAAGACAUGGAUGACAUGGACGAGGACAUAGUGGCACCAGGAACGCUCCAAUAUGCAGCAUGGCUAAUGGGCCGCCGAGCAAGUGAUCUCUGGUCAUUGAAUUCGGAUUGCCAGUCAUUUUGGAAGUACUCUGCUCCCAGUAUGAUGUCACUCCGGCAACGGCACAUUGACCCGCAGCUGGCCCUGGGUUCGCAGAGGUUGGUAGAGAGUUGUCUCUCACUUGGUGGUCAGGAAGGGGAGGGUAGCUUGUACUUGUCCAGGUCUAGGACAGCGAUACGCCAGGCACGCAGCCAAUCUUUUGGGCACUUUGACUCUCUGGGACUGCCUCCUCUUUCCUCAGCAGUGUCUCAUCCUGCUAUCUUCUCGGCUGUCUCAUCCCACGCUCCCCACUGCUCUUCUGUCACUACUGCCCCUCAUGCAUCCCACUAUCACUCUUCACAUUUCCAGCCUAUGGACACCAUCCCAGACCUCCCCUAUGAUGCAAGCCCAGAGCGCUCCCGCCAUUGCGACAGCUAUGGGGACUUGAAUCGCUCAGACUCUGAUUCCUCCUUGUGUAUAUCCCAGACUGGCGAGCAGCUACGCCUAUCCUACAGUUCCAAAGGCUUCCCUGUGAAGCCCACUUCGCUUCUGCAUGGCCCCCAUUCAUGCUCUGAAGAUGGAGCUCACUCCCAAACCCAUAACGGAGGCAACAGAGUUCCUGAUGGGGGUGCAUCUCCUGAAGGAGUUUCUGAAAGUCCCAUAUUAAUGAAGAAGGUAUAUGGCAUAGAGAAAUCCGUCAGUAUGAGCGAGAUCCAAGUCUCACAAGCAGCGAUGUCUAUGUCGGAAUCCUCACGCUCCUUAAGCCCAAACUCCACUGAAUCCGAUACCCCGUCCCCCACUGGACUGACUGGGGAGAAGGCUGGAAACCGCAUACCACAGAUCUCCUCGAAAAAAAGCCCCCUAGAGGAGGACAGUGUCUCCAUAUGUGAAGACACUGACUCUGUUGCCAGUCGCAAGAGACCCACCUUCAAGAUCUUUAAAAAACAGAAGAAAUAAGACAACUGUGGACAGCCGUUUUGUUUUUCUCUUACAGUCCUUUUUGUCGUGUUCUUAAUAUACAUGUUUUGUUUUUAUUUUUUUUCUGGUCAGAAGUUACGGCACCACCAGACACGUUUCCGAGGUCUUUAUAGAAAUGUUUGCUUUUUCAGAGGAACACUUAGGAACAAGCAUGAUUUUGGGGGAGGGUGGGAAUGACACAUCAGUGGGAAUGGGAUGGACUAUUUUUUUUGAGAAUGUAAUGCAUUAUUUAUUCAGCAGGAGACAGUGCCAGACUUUCAAAGGAAUCUCCCCUCUGAUGGACUUUUCUUUCCUUGUAUAAUCUGUAUCAGUUUGCAUGUCUUCGCCUUUGUUUGAUUGAACUUUGAAUGCUCCUAGAUGUUUGCCUGGUUCUUGUUCCCCUUUGCUUAAAACACGAAACAGCCUGGUUCUCUCAUUUCUAUCAGCACACUCCUUUGUCUUUCAAGUUAAAAUGAAUUGUCAGCUUAGCGUUAAAUGGUACUCUUUGAUAAGUGUUUGUCAAUGGUCAGAGUAACUGUAAAAGGGCUGAACUAUCAGUGUGAAACUCGCCUAAAAUAUGUUGCACUAUUUCUGAAUGUUGAUGUGUCGGUUUUGUAAAGAUAAUUAGUAUACGCUGGAAUACACACUAAAACCUUUACACAAACCAAGACACUGAACGUAUCUGUAAGGCUUCAGGGAUUUCUAGUAUGUUGAAGAAUUACGCGAUUAGAAUUAACUGAUCAUUGCCGAUCGUUCCAAAUCAUUUAGAAAAUACAAGGAGCUUUAUGAACAUUCACAUUUGUUUUUUGAGCAUUUACUCUUAACUAUGCCUGUUUGCUGACUGUUUCUAAAGACAUCAUCCAAAAUCCAAGUUCCCAAGACAAUAUGUCUUUAAAAAAAGAAUAUAAAGAAAAUGUAUGGUGAAUGGAUACCUUAAUUGGUUCAAAUUACAAAGAGUAAUUACAGUUUUAGCAGAUCUUUCCAUCUUUUUAUUUAAAGUGCCAAACUAAAGCCAGAAAAUGUUAUACAUUUCCAGAAGGUUAUAUUUCUGUUUUAUUAGACCACUGAUCUCAGAUAUGAUCUUAUCUUAAUUAGGUUAUCUAUAGAGGUAAAAUAGUCCUUCUUGUGGGUUAACAUGAUGUUCACUAAGAUGCAUGUUUUUUAACCCAGAUCACUGAAAAUGACAAGCACAUUUUUUUUGAAAAUAUAGGAUGUCAAGAAUCAUUAAAUUUGGUGAGGGAAGUCACUAGGCAUUUUUAUAGUUUUUACCCACAGGCAAACCAAAGCAGCGCUGCAUGAAACAUCACCUGUUUCUUCUAUCAUUUCUUUCGUGAAAGAUGGUACAAGACCACAUCCAAAUGUAUGUCAACCAAUCAGUCUUUAACAGGUAUACAACUGUGCAGAUGUAUUAGUUUCAUCUGUGCCUCUUUUGCACGAAGAAGCUCUUUUGUCUGUAUGUCAGUGUGCGCGCGUCAGUCUAGUCCAGUUGAACUGCACUUCACAGUGUUAAUGCAUGUUCUCAAACAUGGACGGUAGAGAUGGGAAAUGUUCUAGACUGUUCCCCAUUUAGAUAUUCCAGUUCAGUUCUCAAUUUGAGCUAUGUAUGCCUAUACUGUACAGAGAGGUGGAGACACAAAGUAAAAAAAAAUAGAAUUUUGCAUCUUCUGUAAUGUUCAAAAUUGUAGUCUUAUAAUUUUAUGGCACUCCUGCAUGAAGCAAUAAAAUUGGUUUUAAAAUGAC
This is a messenger RNA of Carassius auratus (goldfish), 4450 nucleotides long. Its product is annotated as stromal interaction molecule 1-like. Gene Ontology annotation, biological process: activation of store-operated calcium channel activity; store-operated calcium entry; intracellular calcium ion homeostasis. The record is from RefSeq and is a predicted model, not a curated record. Lineage: Eukaryota; Metazoa; Chordata; Actinopteri; Cypriniformes; Cyprinidae. Gene Ontology annotation, molecular function: calcium ion binding; protein binding; calcium channel regulator activity. The transcript has 14 exons. Gene Ontology annotation, cellular component: endoplasmic reticulum; plasma membrane. Bases 278 to 2710 code for a protein of 810 amino acids.